Xenia sp. Carnegie-2017 is the source of this 2384-nucleotide messenger RNA. Its product is annotated as cilia- and flagella-associated protein 91-like. NCBI's taxonomy places the organism in Eukaryota, Metazoa, Cnidaria, Anthozoa, Malacalcyonacea, Xeniidae. The transcript is spliced from 20 exons. The record is from RefSeq and is a predicted model, not a curated record. Bases 73 to 2286 code for a protein of 737 amino acids.
UGAUCGGCUGCUUCUCGGGACUAUACGUCCGCAGUCGGUACACGUUCUGUAGCCUUGAUUAUCUGUAAAAAAAUGACUUCGACAGACACAGUUACAAAUACUCAACUGCAACCCACGAGAAACUAUGACUUUCUGUACGAUCCCUUGUACACACUAUCAAGUGAUAGAGAUCAUGCCAGGGCAACGUUUAAAGCACAUACCGAUGCAAGCAGAAUCAAGCGGGUUCCAAUUUUCAAGACAAUGUUUAGUGAUGUUCGUAACUAUCCAUGUUAUCAAAUACAGCUUGAUGGUACAGACCCUGUACCAAACUUCAUUCCCAGACAGUGGAGAGGAUACUCACAACAAGCUAGAGAUGCUAUAAACAGAUACAAGAAAUUUAAUUAUGAUCCAUCAGUUCAAGUUCCACCAAAGAAUUACCCAGUAACUGAUGUUGGUGGAGCUGAUAGAUACAAGUUUUUUAGAAGGCCAAUUAUUCCGUUUUUACAGCCAGUUCCUGCUGAUGCAAUUUUGCAGACAACAAAUGAAGCUUUGGCUGCUACCGGCAUUUCUCAUCAAGAAGACGAGGAAUGUUUACCAACUUCAUUGACUCGCACUGUUGAAGUUCAAACUGAUUACAGAGAUAGUGAAGCGCAAACUGAUCCCUAUACACCUGAGUAUGUCAUAAGGCCAGGUUCACAACCUGAGCUACUUACACUCUCGUCUCUGUUAUAUGGUCAUGGUUUACCUGCUGGUCUUGCUGAAGUAGAGAUGAUAGAACGUGCUAGGGCCAAAAGGGCUUGGGAAGCAUCUCUUCCUGCUUUGAAUGAUUGGGAAAGUUUGGAAAAAAGAAGAAAAAUGAUGGAUGAGCAAGAGAGAAAAGAAUGGGCUUUUCGCGAAAGUGAAAUUGAAAAAUUACAAGAAGCUAGGCUGAAGGUCUUGGAACAGAUCUUACAACAACGUGAAAACAAACAUGCUGAAAUGACAAGCACGCGUCUAAACAAGCUAUGGUCAGAAAAACAGCUGGCUAACGAUGAAAAGUUUCGAAAAUUAGAAGCUGAACAUAUCAAAGCUGUUCGAAAAGUCACCGAAAAACGUAAACAGGUUGAAGGAAAACUUGAAAGGCGUGAUGUCAUCAAGGAUUAUUCCAACUAUGAUUCCCAAACCUAUGCUCCUAUGUCACGUGUUGGAGUUUUCCUUGACCGUGGCUCAGAGCAAUAUGUUGUAAAAAGUAGUUAUUUGUCUACAUAUCAAGGAUUACUAGAACUCGAGGCAUCUUUACCGGACUUUGUAACCCGUCCAAGAGUGUUUGCUCCGAAGCCAAAAUCUGCUUAUAAAGGUGGCUUUGUUAAACGUAGACAGCGAAGACAACAAGAACUGGAUGAAGUUGCGAAAGCUAUUGAACAUUCGAAGAAAUCUGCUGCUUCUACAAAACCCCUGCGAUUUCUUGAGAAAGUUGAAAAACCUAUCCCCAGACCUCCGACACCAUCUGUGCACGUACCAUCUCAGGUAGAAGAAGAUGAAGAACUGGCUGUGAUAUUUCUUCAGAAAUUAUUACGCGGUAGAGCUAUCCAGAAUAUGAUGUAUGAAGGAAAGGAAAAAAGACUUGAACUGAUUAAGGAAUUACAAAACACACACGCUUUGCAGUUGGCAGGUCAGGUUGAAAGACGAAAAGAACGUCAAUGUGUACUCAGUGAUCAAAGAAUGAGAAGACUUGAAAACCAUAAAGAGUCUCUUGCAAACGAAGCAUUGUCAGAAAUGGAGGGCUCAACUGUUGCAGACAUGUUUGAUUUUCUUAGCAAGGAGCUUAUUAGACUGCAGGAAGCUCGACGAAUACAGGCAUUUGCCAUGCUUGCUGAAAGAGAAAGAAGAAUGAGAGAGGCAGAAGAAAGUGGAAGACGACAAGUGGAAGAACGACGACGUAGAGAAGAAGAUGAAAUGUUCAAACAGGUUGUGCGUGUUCAUCAGAAAACAGUUGCAACUUACCUUGAAGAUAUUAUCAUAGGAACUGUGCAUAAAACUGCAGAAGAACAGGCGCGACGUGAAAUUCAAAUGAAAGCUGUAAAAAUCAACGAAAUUGCUCAUGCCAUGGAGAAAACUAAAACGAGGUUGCAGUCUGAGGAAAUAGUUUCUGAACUUGUACACUCGUUCCUAAUACCUGAAGUUCUGAAGAUAACUGUUCGAGAGAGAGUGCGACAAAAUCAACGAAAGCAUCUUCUUGCUGCCCAUAAAACAAUACAUGGUGAAGUUGAAGAUGUUGCCCAAAAAUCUAAACUUCGAGAUGGUGAAAAGGAUCGUGAAGAUGAGUGAAUUGUACUUUUAUAUUUCAAUGUUGUACUAUAAAUAACUGCAUAUAUGUAUUAUUAUCAAAUUAAAGUUUCCCGUUUUGGGUUUGUUACUUUUGUUAA